AUGGAAGGAAGAGGUUUCUACUUCUGCUACUUCCUAAUCCCAAAGGCUAACGGAGGCCUCAGGCCCAUCCUGGACCUGCGUGGCCUCAACAAGUCUUGCAAGAAGUCGAAGUUCCCCCCCCAGGUGUUCAUGAAAUGUGCGGUGCCGGUAGCAACUUCCUUGAGAUGUCAGGGGGUCCAGAUCUUCCUCUAUCUCGACAACUGGCUCAUCAAGGGCAGGUCUCUGGGAAAAGUUCACGUUCACGCCAGUCCAACACAUAUUGUUUAUCGGAACAGUUCUCGACUCCACCCAAGAGGCCAGUGGAGAAAUAAAAUGGAGUUUAUGCUCUCCAUGGCUGGGGAGAUCAUCGGCCUGGGCAAUGUCUGGAGAUUCCCUUAUCUCUGUUAUAAAAAUGGAGGUGGUGCCUUCUUUAUCCCCUACCUCAUCUUCCUCUUCACCUGUGGGAUCCCAGUGUUCUUCCUGGAGACAGCGCUAGGACAGUACACGAGCCAGGGAGGGGUCACCGCCUGGAGGAAGAUCUGCCCUCUCUUUGAAGGAAUUGGAUACGCCUCACAAGUCAUCGAAUCCUAUCUGAAUAUCUACUACAUCGUCAUCCUAUCUUGGGCUAUCUUCUACCUGUUCAGCUCCUUUACUGCUGUGCUUCCCUGGGCCACCUGUAAUAAUCCUUGGAACUCAGAUCGCUGCGUGGACUUUCUGAAUCACUCUAAUGUGGAGAACUGGACAGCGCCUGCUAAUGCCACCUCCCCAGUUACUGAGUUCUGGGAGAAGCGAGCCCUGGGGCUCACAGACGGUAUUCACAAUCUGGGCACUGUGCGCUGGGAGCUGGCUCUCUGCCUCCUGCUCGCCUGGGUCAUCUGCUACUUCUGUAUCUGGAAAGGAGUCAAGUCCACAGGUCCGGGCCUAGCAUUCAUUGCAUAUCCAAAGGCUGUAACGAUGAUGCCUGUGUCUCCGCUCUGGUCCUGCCUAUUCUUCCUUAUGCUGAUCUUCCUGGGACUGGACAGCCAGUUCAUCUGUGUUGAGAGCCUGGUGACGGCCAUUAUUGACAUGUACCCAGAAGUUCUCCAGAAGAAAGGGCACCGGGAGUUGCUGACCCUGGCCAUUGCAGUCAUAUGCUACCUGCUUGGCCUGAUGCUAGUCACCGAGGGUGGAAUGUACAUCUUCCAGCUGUUUGAUUAUUAUGCUGCCAGUGGUACGUGCCUACUGUUCCUGACCAUUUUUGAAGUCAUCUGUGUUGGCUGGGUGUAUGGUGCAGACCGUUUCUAUGACAACAUCGAGGACAUGAUUGGUUAUCGGCCAUGGCCGCUGAUUAAGAUGUGCUGGCAGGUUGUCACCCCUGGUGUUUGCCUGGUAGGUACAAACUAUGGUGAGGCAAGUUUGUACAGGGAUCCUAGAAUCUGAGUGAAGAAGAGAAUUUGAGGGGGCACUAUUGUUUCAUAGAAUUGCUGUGGAGGAGCAGUAGCUUCUCCGUAGUUGAAGCUGGAAUCAAUUUCCAUUGUAAAGCCUUGUCUAAGGUCUGGAAAUUUCAUUUAGCCUGAAAAUUGGCGUAUUUAUUCUGCAGGCAAAGGAGAAUGUAUCUGCAAAGCCUGAAGGGAAUUGAUCAAAUCAUUUUUGAAUUUCAGCCCAUUAAAGAAUUACCUUGUUCUGAAAUGUUCUCUUCUGUCUACAUUUCUAUGACUCCCGCUAGUUCAAAAACAUCUUGUUCCUGCCCCUUGCUUUCCAUAAAGUCAAAUCACCUUGAAAAUGCACCCACUGACUAUGUUUGAAGAAAACAGUUUAUAAUUAAGGGAAGAUAUUAACUAUUUUUGUCUCGUGCCCAGUUCUGUUUCCAUUGAUUUCAGCAGGUGGUAUGGGCCUAAUCCUGCUCCCAUGAACGUCAUGACAUUUGUUUGCCAUUGACCUCAAUUGGAUCAGGAUCAGGCACUAUGGCCAAAAUCUUCUACAGCUUGGAUAGGCACAA
This is a messenger RNA of Chrysemys picta bellii (western painted turtle), 1957 nucleotides long. NCBI's taxonomy places the organism in Eukaryota, Metazoa, Chordata, Testudines, Emydidae. The record is from RefSeq and is a predicted model, not a curated record.